Messenger RNA from Brassica napus (rape), 713 nucleotides. Its product is annotated as protein JAZ13. The record is from RefSeq and is a predicted model, not a curated record. The transcript is spliced from 3 exons. Bases 191 to 562 code for a protein of 123 amino acids. NCBI's taxonomy places the organism in Eukaryota, Viridiplantae, Streptophyta, Magnoliopsida, Brassicales, Brassicaceae.
UAAAAUACCUUUUCCUUCGUGUUGAAAACAUGAAGCACGUGACCAGAUUUGCAGAUAUUUGUUUUUUUUCCCUCAGAAAAAAUAAAAGUUUAUAGCACGUUCUUAUUCAGACUUUAUAUGCAAGUAUUUCUAUAACUUGACUUCCAUCAACUGACCAAAGCAAGAAGAAUCUUUACGCAGAGAGGAUCAUAUGGAGAAUCGCAGCUUAGAUCUCUGCCUAUCUUCAGUGACCUCUUCACUUCAAUCUUGUCGCCGAGAUUCCAAGGUUAGUCAAUCUUUAGCCACGAGAACUAAGGAGAUCAAUGCAUUCUAUAGUGGGAGAGUACGAGAAUACGAUCUCGUAGAGAUCCAGAUAAGGGCGGUAAUAGAGAUGGCGAGCAAGGAGCGUGACAUAACGGCGUUAGAGUUAGCACCGGUUAGACUAAAAUCGCCGUUAGUGUUUUCGGUGAAGAGAUCAGUGGAGAGGUUUUUGGAGAAGAGAAAGAAGAGAAGCAAAUAUGUUACUACACCUUACGGUUACACUUGCAGCUCCACGUCUUCCUCCUCUUCGCGUCAUUCCUAAAACCCCACUUAUUUUUGUCAUUUUUCCGUAUACUCAACGAUGAACUUCGAGUUUUUUUUUUCAAUGUUUUUAAAUCAAGAUAUUUCAUUUGUAUAAAACUCGGAUCAUUUGGAUCGCUUGUAUCUAUAAUAGCAUAUCAUUUAGCAAAAUA